AUGUCGUUGGAAGAGGUGGUAGGUCUUCCUGGUGAUCCAAUCGCCCGUCGUCCCCCUUUAGGAUGGACGUGCAUAGGAUCCAUUGGUCAACACUCAACAUGCCAGCAUUGUGCGUCUAACUUAGCUCAUCUGUACCAUGUUAACAGCUCUCCUGAUAUAGGCCAGUUGGAGGAAGACAUGCGACGAUUGUGGAAUCUGGAUGUUAAUACCCCAGUACCGUCCCAGUGCUUCAGCCCCGAGGAAAAGAUAGCCAUGGAGAAAGCUCGGAGUACCAGGCGUUAUGUAGGAAACCGGUAUGAGAUUGGCAUCCCAUGGAGAGAAGACGCACCGCAGUUACCUAACAACCGUUCCAUGGCUGAAAGACGAUUCUUCUCGCUUGAAAGAACCUUGGUGAAGAAGCCAGAACUGAUGACCCGCUACAAUGAGAUAAUGGAGCAGAAUCGCAAGAAGGGUUACAUCGAGACGUGUCCAGAAACCAACCCAGAAGCACCAUGCUGGUAUCUGCCCCACUUCCCCGUCAUACGAGAAGACAGAAGCACCAAUAAGGUUAGAAUUGUCCUAGAUUCAGCUGCCAAAUACCAGAACUUGUCCCUGAACGACACCAUGUUAGCGGGCCCUAAACUCCAGCACGACAUCAUAGACAUUUUGGUUGGUUUCCGGAAAGGUGCAGUAGCUUUGGUCGGAGAUGUGCGUGAAAUGUUUCCCCAGGUAGUUUUACGCGAAGAGGACCGGAUGCUGCACAGGAUUUUAUUUAGGGAAUUAGGCAGUCAGAAGCCGUUACAAGAGUUAAGAGCUGCCCGUUUGACAUUCGGAGAUAGAGCUUCCCCCUUUUUGGCCCAGUUUAUUGUGCAUGCACAUGCUCAGGAGAACAAGGAGAAAUUUCCCCUCGCAGCAGCUUCAUGUGAAUCCUCCCUAUACAUGGACGAUGAUAUUGACUCGACUGGAAGUGUAUCCAGUGGGAUUGCCCUGAGAAUUGAGUUAACCCAGAUGUUCCAUGAAGCGGGGUUUGAGAUCAGGAAGUGGUGUAGUAACUACCUAGAUGUGUUAGAUGGUGUAGCAGAGGAGGACCGUGUAGCAGGUGUGAACUUUGAGACUGAAGAGCUGCCCUGUAUGAAGACAUUGGGAGUAAAGUGGGAUGCUGGUUCUGAUACCCUUGGGUUUGAGUACACUCCAGUGGAAGCUACAGUUGUCACCAAGCGCACUCUCCUUGGAAAGAUUGCCAGGCUUUUCGACCCACUCCAACUUCUUGCCCCGUUUGUAAUCAGAGCCAAGAUACUGCAGCAGGAGGCUUGGAUCCUAGGCUUAGGAUGGGAUGAGCGAUUCCCAAAGGCAUUGGAAGAGCAAGUGGAUCAGUGGAUCUCAGAGUUACCUCAAGUAUCAAGAUUUAGCGUCCCCCGUUGGUGUUUUGAACCAGGUUGCAGAGAUGUUCAACUUCAUGUCUUCGUCGAUGCUUCAACUAGAGCGUAUGCAGCAGCCGUAUACUUGAGGAGUGAGUAUGAUGACAGUCAAGUUUGUAUCCGCUUAGUAUUAGCCAAAGCCAGGGUAGCUCCUUUGAAGGUUAUCAGCAUUCCCAGAUUGGAGUUAAUGGCAGCAAUGUUAGGAUUACGAUUGGCACUAAGAGUAGUUGAGACAUUAAAGAUGGCCGUGAAGGAUGUAAAAUUUUGGUCUGACAGCCUCGAUGUAAUCCACUGGAUCCAUGGUCAAACCCGACAGUACAAGCCAUUCAUCGCCCACCGAGUCUCAGAGAUACAACAGAAAACGCUCCCGUCUCAAUGGCAUCAUGUCCCUGGAGAACAGAAUCCUGCCGAUUUAGCCACCCAAGGAAGCAGUAUGACCAGCAUGUCAGAUAAGAGUGUAUGGACAGAAGGCCCUCAGUUUCUGUAUGGGGGGAGAGACAGCUGGCCAUCGCUAGGACCCCAGGCAACAUUUGAUCGUCAGUUGACAGCCAAAGCCCAAGAAGAGGUCAAGAAAACAGAUAUUGCCUGUGCUCAUGUCACUGGAAGUACAGACCCGGUCAACAACACCAUCUUUGAGUCUACUCGUUUUUCUACCUGGUCGAAGACGGUGAGAGUAACAGCGUGGGUGUUACGUUGGCGACGUCUGGUGACAGGCAGAAAACCUGCGGCACCCAGUUUAGAAGCUGAUGAAGUUCGAGCUGCUGAGAUGUAUUGGGUACGACACCUUCAGAGUAUGUUAGAAACUACAGUAUCCUCUUUGAAAGCAGGAAAAACAGUGCCAAGUAUGAGGUCGUUGUCCCCUUUUUUAGAUGCUGAUGGUCUGUUGAGAGUUGGCGGUAGACUGAAUAGUUCAAAUUUGCCAUAUGACGCUAAACAUCCUCUUAUCAUUCCAGGAAAGAACCAUCUCUGUACCCUGCUGAUACGACACUUCCACAAUCAACACCGCCACUCGAAAGGGGUUAAUGCACUGUUAGCAGAGACACGUCAACGUUUUUGGAUCCUAAGAGGCCGAGAGGAGAUCAAGCGUUUCAAGAGGUCCUGCAUCAUAUGCAAAAUCAGGAAGAAGAGGGUAGGUGAACAGAUGAUGGCAGCACUGCCCGAUUACCGAGUUACAAUUCCAUUAAGAGCCUUUGCAAGGUGUGGGAUCGAUUACGCCGGCCCAUUUGGAGUGAAGCUGACCCGCAACACCCGUGGAAAGAGGUACAUUUGCUUAUUUACAUGUUUGUGUUCACGUGCUGUACACCUAGAAGUUGCAUAUGGCUUGGAUACCCAGAGUUUUCUGAAUGCUUUCUCCAGAAUGACAGCUCGGCGUGGUGUCCCUCAAGAGGUAGUAUCCGAUAAUGGCAGUAAUUUUGUGGGAGCUGAGCGGUACCUGGGAGAACUGAUUUCCGAGAUGAGUGAGGUGAAGAUUUUGGAGAAGGCCUCCAGCCUUGGCAUUAAGUGGCGUUUUAACCCCCCGUUAGGCUCACACCAUGGAGGAGUGUUUGAGGCAAUGGUGAAGUGUGCUAAGCAGUCGUUGAAGGCAAUCUUGGGAGAGGCUCAGGUAACUGACGAGGAACUGUUAACUGCUGUGAUUGAGGUUGAAGGUCUGCUGAACUCCCGUCCUAUUGUGUAUUGCGAAAACGACCCAGAGGAUGAAGUCUUGACACCUAAUCAUUUCUUACAUGGCCAAACUGGUGGUCAGUUGUCCCCUGAGAUUCCCGCUGAGAUCGCCUUCAACCCGCGUCUUCGAUGGCGCUUUGUCCAGGAUUUAGUCCAGAAAGUGUGGCGGCGUUGGAUGAAGGAAUAUGUGACACUCUUACAGCAACGUCCAAAAUGGCUGACUCCACAACGUAGCUUAGAGAUAGAUGACAUCGUUCUAGUGGUAGAUCAGACAAACCCAAAAGGUCGUUGGCCUCUUGGCCGUGUGAUGCAAGUUUACCCAGGCAGUGAUGGUCGGACCAGAGUCGUCGACGUGGAAACCGGUGGAAAGAUUCUGAAACGCCCCAUUACGAGAUUGUGUCCCCUAGCUAUGGACCAGAUAAGGGUCUAG
This is a messenger RNA of Lineus longissimus, 3489 nucleotides long. RefSeq lists its product as uncharacterized. Lineage: Eukaryota; Metazoa; Nemertea; Pilidiophora; Heteronemertea; Lineidae. Bases 1 to 3489 code for a protein of 1162 amino acids. The transcript has a single exon. The record is from RefSeq and is a predicted model, not a curated record. Gene Ontology annotation, biological process: DNA integration. Gene Ontology annotation, molecular function: nucleic acid binding.